CACCCCUCCCCCUCCCGUGUCUCCGGUAAUCCUCCGCUCUCUCUCGGUGCGGUCGUCAUGGCGGAAAUUAAAACGGGAAUCUUCGCUAAGAACGUGCAGAAGCGCCUGAACCGAGCCCAGGAGAAGGUUCUGCAGAAGUUGGGAAAAGCAGACGAGACCAAAGAUGAGCAGUUUGAACAGGUGGUCAUCAACUUCCGGAGGCAGGAGACUGAAGGUUCUCGGCUGCAGAGGGAGAUGAAGGCCUACAUGUCUGCCAUUAAAGGGAUGCAGCAAGCAUCCAUCAACCUGACUCAGUCUCUGCACGAAGUCUAUGAACCUGACUGGCAUGGAAAGGAUGACGUCCUGACCAUCGGGAAGGACUGUGAUGCAUUGUGGGAAGACUUCCACAACAAGCUGGUGGACUCGACACUGCUAAAUCUGGAUGCAUACCUGCAGCAGUUUCCAGAUCUCAAGACCCGUGUCGCCAAAAGAAGCCGCAAACUCAUUGACUAUGACAGUGCCCGACACCACAUGGAAACCAUGCAGACGUCUGGGAUGAAGAAUGACCGCAAGAUGAUCAAAGCAGAGGAGGAGCUCAAAAAGGCACAGAAGGUGUUUGAUGAGUUGAAUACUGGUCUACAGGAAGAACUGCCAACUCUUUGGGAUCGCCGAGUUGGCUUCUACAUCAGCACCUUCAAGAGUGUAACGAAUCUUGAAGCAAAGUUUCAUCGUGAGAUCUCACUGGUGUGCAGAGAACUGUACGAAGUGAUGACCAAACUGGGAGAGCAGCACUCUGACAAGAUAUUCACCAUCCAAGGGGCUCCGAGUGAUUCAGGACCUCUACGACUCGCGAGAACCCCAUCACCACCAGAAGAUGAGAGUCCACCUGAUAGUCCAGAUCUCAGCACCAAUCAUAUGCUCCGUCCCAUCUCACCUGGACCGCCUCGACCCAAAUCUCCAAUGCAGCUUAAAAAGGGGCCACCGGUGCCUCCUCCACCAAAGGUCACACCAACCAAGGAGGUGGCAGAGGAACAGAUCAUCGACCUCUUUGGUGGAGAAUUUUUACCUGCUCCUUCGCCAUCACAGCCCAAUGAACGGCCCGGCGAAUCUCUUCUUGAUCUGGACUUUGAUGCUUUUCAACCAGAUGAAAGCGUUUCACCAGUACCACAGACUGCUGUACCAUGGGACAUGUGGUCGGCAAAUACUCAAGCUGCUCAGCCUGCUGCAGAUACCGGCUUUGUCGCUGACUGGUCUGCUGAUUUUGGUUCAGUGUCAGCCAACGGAGAAGAUGCUUCAGGAGCUGAGGAACCUGCUAUCCCUGGAGGUCCGACUGUGGGGCAGGAAGGGGCACAAGAAGGGGUGCAGGGUGAGACUCGGGGCUGGCCCCAGGGAGAAGGGAUUCAGCCAGGUGGAGAAUCAACAGCAAUCACCCGGGACAGUGAAAUCACACCAGCUGAAGAUGAGGUUAGCUGCUGGGAAUCUCAACCUAACUCCAACCUUCAUUCCUCCCUGUGCUGUGGAGAGGAUGAUAGUACAGGGCAGGCAGAUUCAGGGGCAGAUGAAUUAAGGAAGGAAGAUCGCAGAAAGUCUACCCCGGGACUUAUAUUCACCAAUGAGUACGGUGAACAAAUUGAGGAAAUUGCAGAGGACAGAGGAGACAAAUGGUCCAGGUCUCCUGAAGGGUCAGGAUCUGAAUAUGAAACUGCUGAGGAGUGGGGUGAUGGUGGUCAGGGAGGAGGCUGGGCAAGUGCUGAUGAUGAGCUUUCAUAUGAUGAUCGAACCCAAGAGAAGAGCCAGAAGGUUCAGGCAGGUGGAGCUGUCCCAGGAGAUUGUCCUCAAACAAGAGAAGUUGUUUCCGAUUGUUCUAGUAUUGCAGCCAAAAGAAACAGAAAUAAUUCAUCCGAAGCAGUGCCAGAGAGACCAGAUGUUUAUCAAGAUCACUGUGAAACUGAAGGAGAAACAGAUGAAAGAGUUUAUUUCUCUGAAACACAGGGAGGUGCGUUUGAUUUUGAUCUUAUCUCAGAAAAACAGGGAGGAGGUGCGUUUGAUUCCGAUCUACUUGCAGAAACUUGUGGAGGAGGUGCGUUUGAUUCCGAUCCUUUUGCAGAAACACAGGGAGGAGGUGCAUUUGAUUCCGAUCCUUUUGCAGAAACACACGGAGGAGGUGCGUUUGAUUCUGAUCCUUUUGCAGAAACAAAGGGAGGGGGUGCGUGUGAUUCAGAUCUUAUUGCGGAAACAAAGGGAGGAGGUGCGUUUGAUUCCGAUCCUUUUGCAAAAACACAGGGAGGAGGUGCGUUUGAUUCUGAUCCUUUUGAAGAAAAACUGGGAGGAGGUGCGUUUGAUUCUGAUCCUUUUGCAGAAACACAGGGAGGAGGUGCGUUUGAUUCCGAUCAUAUUUCAGAAACACAGGGAGGAGGUGCGUUUGAUUCCGAUCCUUUUGCAGAAACAAAGGGAGGGGGUGCGUGUGAUUCAGAUCUUAUUGUGGAAACAAAGGGAGGAGGUGCAUUUGAUUCUGAUCCUUUUGCAAUAACUCAGGGAGGAGGUGCGUUUGAUUCUGAUCCUUUUGAAGAAAAACUGGGAGGAGGUGCGUUUGAUUCCGAUCCUUUUGCAGAAACACAGGGAGGAGGUGCGUUUGAUUCCGAUCCUUUUGCAGAAACUUGUGGAGGAGGUGCGUUUGAUUCCGAUCCUUUUGCAAAAACACAGGGAGGAGGUGCGUUUGAUUCCGAUCCUUUUUCAAAAACACAGGGAGGAGGUGCGUUUGAUUCUGAUCCUUCUGAAGAAAAACAGGGAGGAGGUGUGUUUGAUUCAGAUCCUUUUGCACAAUCACAUUGUGGAGACAAAAUGGGUGGUUUUGAAUUUGAUCCAUUUGCUGAGACUUCAAAGAAAGCUGAGGCUGUGUUAACUGGGGAUAGAAAGAGUGGGUGGGAUUUUUCCAACAGUUUCUCAGCCAUCUCUUCAGGGACCGGGGCUCCUGCUUCCAGCAAUACCUCCUGGCAGGAAGGUAGUGGCAGCAAAAAUUCUGCAUCCAUCUGUGGAACAGCAGCAGCAGGAAAUAAAGAAGUAAACAAUCCCCGAAUUCACAAAGAACCAGAAAAUUCAGACAUGUCCGAAGAUGAGGCGGCAAACCGGAGAUUUGGAAAGUUGUACCAAGAGCUAGAUACAGAAAAGGAAGAGGAUCCAUCAUUUUUCGCAGAUUUUGAUAAGAUGAAUGAAGGAAACAGUGAAUCAAAUGACGCUCUGGAAGCUGCAGAGGCCCAAGCUGCAGGCUCAAGAGAGCCUGCAGCAGAAGACAAACCUCCAUCUCUCACUACUGGAGGAGAGCAAGAUGAGUGCCCACCUCUUUUUGCUGGAGAGGAACCUGUAUCUUCAACUGCAGGAGCAGAGAUGGAGGAACCUCCAGCUCCCCCUGCUGGUGAGGUGGAAGAAUCUGGAGCUGCUCCAGCUGGUCAGGACGAUACAGACACACAUUCAGACAGCCUGAAGGAGGAAAAGCCUGCUUCAACAGUGGUAUCUCCAGGCUCAGAACAGGCAGAGGUCAGUGAGAUUCCUUCUGCUGAACAGGCCAAAACUUCUCCCAGUGAAGCAGCUUCAUCGGAAAAUAUGCCAAUCCCUUCUGUUGUGAUUGAGCCUGCCUCAAGUAACGAAGGUGAUGAUGACCGAGAUGCUGACAUCAUCUCUCCCACUGCAAUCAGUGACAAUGGGGUGACAACUGAAAACCAGAACAUCAAGCAUAUCAGUCCUUCUGGGGGAGCGUCUGGACUUCCUGAUGAUUUCCUUUACAAGGUGGAGACCAUACACGACUUUGAGGCUGCAAAUUCAGAUGAACUUGACCUGAAGAGAGGCGAUGUGGUUUUGGUGGUUCCCACUGCCUCAGUGGAAGAUCAGGAUGCUGGCUGGCUCACAGGGAUCAAGGAAAGCGACUGGUUAACAUUUGGAGCUGGUGCUCAAAAAGGACUUUUCCCAGAAAACUUUACUCAACAUUUGGAGUAAGAUGUUCCCUGACAUGGCAAAAUGAUAAGUAGAAACAUGAGUAAUCUGUGUCCCAGCCAUUGAAUCAGCAUGUAGCCAUUCCUUUUCUUGUACGUUGUACCUGCUGCAGCUGUCUGCUGGACAAACAAUAAAGUUUCUCUGGCAGGUGAAACUGUACUAAAAUGAAAUGUUAUUGUUAAAAAAAAAAAGGAAAAAAAGAAGAGAGAGAGUAGUACUCUUCCGAGUUCCCCUGAUGAUUUAAGCAUGGUGUGGUAGUAUGUUCCACCCUCCUGUGGAAGUAAGAUAUGCCUUUUGUUUAAAUAGAAAUUAUAUAUAAAACAAUAAUAACUCAACAACAAAAAGCUUGAAGUGACCAGGUGAAAACAAAGGAAAAAGAUAAAACUGUCUUUGCACUGUGUGGUAAUCAUUUUGUUUUGCUAUGAAAGACUACAGAAACUUUAAUGCUGUGAUUUGUUUGUGAGUGCAACAUGAAACUUGGGUUUCUUUUUUCUGACACGUUGUAACUGUAACUCUUGAAUCACUGUUGAUGUUUUCUGUGUUAUCAUUAUUGGGUGUGUGGUGAUUGAUCUUUCAUUUGUAAUAUGUGUUGAUGAACUAACUCACUGACCCGUGUUGCUUUGGUUCUGCUAAGGGGAAACUGAUGUUUAUUGUCUGGGUUUUGGCACACAAAGUAGUGCAAAUGCUGCAUGAAAAUCCUAAAUAUUCAAAGUACAUAUACUAAAGAUGACAAAUAAAGAAUUUCUUGUGUGUUACGCAUAGAUUUGUGUAUGGCAUAUCAUCUGAAAAUUUGGUUACAAGAAAAAAAAAAAGCAAAUAAGGAAAUUUUUUGUCAGCGGUUUAAGUGUUUCAUCAAAUAGAAGGUAUUAACAAACCAGUCUGCAAUUAUUUUUUUAGGCUUCAGAAAAAUUACUCUUAUACUCUAGAAAAUGUAAACCUUCAUCAAACUGGUUUUGAUAGCCAGGUGAAGCCUCCCAGUAGACCUUUAUGUGAUGCACACAGCCUUGAGAUAAUAUUGGUGUAAUGAAUUAAAUAGUAAAUUCCAUGUUUGAUAUUGUAUAUGGUUCUAUGCUAAUAAAAUAAAUAAUAAAAUA
Molecule: messenger RNA, 5060 nt
Organism: Maylandia zebra (zebra mbuna)
Lineage: Eukaryota; Metazoa; Chordata; Actinopteri; Cichliformes; Cichlidae
Gene: amph
Product: amphiphysin
Biological process (GO): synaptic vesicle endocytosis
Cellular component (GO): plasma membrane; synaptic vesicle; cytoplasm
Molecular function (GO): protein binding; phospholipid binding
Source: RefSeq, a predicted model, not a curated record